This is a messenger RNA of Laccaria bicolor S238N-H82, 1287 nucleotides long. RefSeq lists its product as uncharacterized. NCBI's taxonomy places the organism in Eukaryota, Fungi, Basidiomycota, Agaricomycetes, Agaricales, Hydnangiaceae. The coding region runs from base 1 to 1287 and encodes 428 amino acids. The record is from RefSeq and is a predicted model, not a curated record. The transcript has 3 exons.
AUGCCGCCUCGCACCCGCGCCAACGACAAAGCCUCACGCAGCGGCCACAUACACGCUCACACGCCUGUCCGCAAGCGAGGGCCAUCGAACGCAGGCGACCAGGCAAGCAAACGCCAGAAGAAACACCAAACCGACCCCGAGUCCGACGAGCCAGCACAGCCCGACGCGGUGACGAGAGGGACAAAGGUGGGGAAGAAAGGAGGGGGGAAGGCUAAGAAAGGGAAGAAAACAAGGAAAACAAGUGCCCAAAAAGCGGCAGAGGAUGCCAAGCAGCCCUCUCCCGCCAAACUAACCCCGGCCGAGCGGAAGCUCGUUGAGAGCGGAAUGGCCGUCACCCCCCCGGAACGUAUCCAGGAUGCCAGUGCAUCCCACAUGCCGCCCCCGCCUGCUAUCGUUAGCGCCAGGCAGCGUCGUCCUGACGAUGCUGCCCCCGCAAAGGAGCCACGCAUGGGCGUUAACGCCCAUAGCGACAGCUCCGAAACGAGCAGCGAGGAUGGUAGUGGUGCCAGCAUGAACGGCAGCAGUGCCAGCGACGACGACAACGCCAGUGCCGCCUCCAACUCACCUGGGGAGGAAGCAAGCAACAACAACAACAACAAGAGCGGGGACGACAACAACAACGAAGAGAACGGGGACGACAACAAGAACGGGGACGACAACAAGAACGGCGACGACGAGAACGAUAACGGGAACAAUGAUGACGAUGAUAACGCGGACGACGACGACGAUAACGGGGACAACCACAACAACGGGGACGACGCCAAUGCCAACCUCAGCAGCAGCGACACCAGCAGCAGCGACACCAGCAACAGCGACGGCGACGCCAGAAACACCAACACCGCCAACACCGCCAACAACACGAUCGCCCAUGCCCACGCCAACGUCCCCCACGCCAAUGUCAACACCAACGUCAACGCCAACGUCCCCCACGCCAAUGUCGCCCAUGCCAACCAGUACUUUACAGUGCCCCACCCAUUCCUGCAGGAAUCCACAGGAAUCCACAGGAAUCCUCAGGAAUCCUCAGGAAUGGGACAGGAUUCCUCAGGAAUGGGACAGGAUUCCUCAGGAAUGGGACAGGAUUCCUCAGGAAUGGGACAGGAUUCCUCAGGAAUGGGACAGGAUUCCUCAGGAGUCCUCAGGAAUGGGACAGGAUUCCUCAGGAGUCCUCAGGAUUCCUCAGGAUUCCUCAGGAAUCCACAGGAAUGGGACCAGAAUACAACAGAUACAACACCUUCUCUUUGUGCUAGAUACAUUUACACUAAUAUACACUUCUUCACACUGACUUAA